AUGUCCCCCGCUCAGCCCUACGCCCACCUGCACACCAACCCCGGCGGCCCGGGCGACGCCCGCCCAACAGCCCUGCAAAUCCUCGCCGACGAGUCUCUGACCAACGCGCUCCCCGGCACAAACAUCGUCCUCACAGGCGCGUCGUCCGGGAUCGGCCUCGAAACCGCACGCGCACUCUUAACAACGGGCGCAACACUCUACCUGCCCGUCCGAAACCUCGAGUCAGCAAAGACUGCCCUCUCCACUCUCCUCCAGUCCUCCCCCCACAAUGAAUCACGCAUCCACCUGGUGCAAAUGGACAUUGCCUCUCUCGCAAGUGUCAGGCAGGCCGCCGCCGAGAUUCUCCGCCUCUCGAGCGGCAAGAUCAACACUCUCAUCGCCAACGCAGGCAUAAUGGGGCUCCCGGAGCUGACCCUCUCCGCGGACGGACACGAGAUGCACUUUGCGACGAAUUACCUCGGCCAUUUCUAUCUGUUCCAUUUGCUCAAGGAUGCGUUGCUGAGCGCAGCCUCGGCGGCGAAAUCGUCUCGGGUCGUUGUCGUCUCCUCGUCUGCAGCGCGGGCCGCGAGGCUUGACGGCGAUGGCGACAACGAGAAUAGGUAUUCUGACUACAAUUUCACGCGGGCGACAUCCACAUACGACAUGCAGACCGCAUAUGCCCGCGCAAAGCUCGCGGAAAUCUACAUGGCAAACACGAUUGAACGGCGGUACGGGGCUCGCAAUCUGCACGCGACGAGCCUGCACCCUGGCGCGAUAGAUACUGCGAUCUCGCGGCAUGUCGGCAGGGGAUUUGUGGAUAUACUCAUGAGUAACCCGGCCAUUGCGCGGAUUGCCAAGAGCCCCGAGCAGGGGGCUGCGACGACGGUUUGGGCGGCUGUUGCGGCGGAGUGGGAGGGGCGGGGAGGGCGGUACCUGGAGGAUUGUGGGGAGGCGGGGGAGGGGGUUGAUGAUGGGGAUGCGUUUGGGGUUGGGUUUGUUCCAAGGAUGUAUGAUGUGGAUGCCGAGGAGAAGGUUUGGAAGGAUAUGUGUGGGUUGGUGGGGGUUGCAGAGAACUGA
Messenger RNA from Aspergillus calidoustus, 1056 nucleotides. NCBI's taxonomy places the organism in Eukaryota, Fungi, Ascomycota, Eurotiomycetes, Eurotiales, Aspergillaceae. The record is from the annotation of a GenBank genome assembly.